AUGCGCUUGAUCAUCGUAGAUGCGUUCCUGGAGAGGGAGAGGCAAAUCCAAAAUGGAACAGUCGAAGCUCAACUGGAGGUGUUCGAGCAAUAUAGGGUCCCUCGCGUGGACUAUUGCAUAUUAUCCCAUCGCUGGACAGAUAGCGAAGUAACCUACGAAGAGAUGAGGAGACUCACAAGAAUGGAUAAUAGAGACGAAAUACGAAGCCGGGCUGGUUAUCGAAAGGUCCUGAGGAGCUGCGAACAAGCCAAACACGAGGGUUUUAGAUUGCUGUGGGUCGAUACGUGCUGUGUCGACUUGCUGAACAGCCCGGAGAUGUCCGAUGCCAUAAAUUCUAUGUUCCAGUGGUACCGGAAGUCGAAGCAAUGCUAUGCUUACCUCCACGAUGUUUCUGUCUUUCCCACCAGACCGAAUAACGAGUUGUUUGGAAGGAUUCAACGGGAUGGCCGGAGUGGUUCUCGAGGGGCUGGACGCUUGCAGGAGUUGGUGGCCCCAGAGGAUCUCCAGUUCUUCAACAAAGAUUGGAAGUGCAUCGGCGACAAGCGAAGUUUGGCACCCAAGCUGGCCGGAAAUCACGAAGGUCCCCUUAAGCAUCUUUGCUUGGAAGGACAGCGCGACAUGUGCAAUGCUCGCUGGUCCAAUGGUGUGUUAGCUGACGAUCCCGAGCUGUUUCAGAGACUUGUCACGACUGUCAUCAAGAUGGAACCGAAGGAGUUUUACAAGGGGCUUUUACUUUUGUGGGAGUCAGAUGCAAAAGAACUCGUCACCAGUCAAGAUGAUGAUGGAAUUCCUACGUUCACCGUCACCAAUGGGGCGAUCCAGAUACGUCUUCCCCUUUUACCCUAUUAUGGCUGUCCGUCGGUCUUCCUGGCGGCAUUGGCAUGUCGUAGGGAAAGUGAUUCACUACCGAUGACUAUUGGAUUGGCAAGCUUCGGAUCCAACUAUUAUAGGUACUCCGGUGCAACUGGACCUCUACCAUUAUUUCCCCAGUACCGGCAACUCUAUCUUGCAUAUCGAGACGAAAGGCUUCAGGACAUCACAUUCAAGCCCGAUGACAGGACGGCCCCAUAUUAUGGUUUCACUCACCGUGAUGUAUUCCCGGGCGAGGUGUCACUCGUAGGGGAUUCCCUCACGCUGUCAAACACUAGUCCUCUUGCGAUAGACUGGGUUCACGUCAUAUGCGACGAACAAGGGAUUGAUGUAGAGAAGGUGCAUCGCAGAGUGUGGAAUGCAGGCGCAGAAUAUGCCCGUGUCAUGGCUGAAGUACGCUUUGGUAAAAGCGGCCGGCCUUACUAUGUCAAACACGAGCCACUCCCUCGUACCAUUUGGACUGUGCGAGUUAUCUGUGGAGGAUUGGAGGAAUCGAGCGAUCGCAGAGUCACAGUCGAUGUUGUCCCACUCCCAGGAGGUUAUUGGAAGACGCGCGGGUGGGAGCCUGUAUAUGACAUCGAAGAUAAUAGCCACAUGCCCUGUCUCAUGAAAAAGACAUCUUGGAUUGGUGGCCGCUUUGACAGCCAUACACUACUGGUGGACUCGAUGCCCAAGGUGUUCGACCUCGCUCAUGCUCUGCAAGUGGUUAAGUUGGGCGACUAUGGCACUAUCGCCUCCGACGCCAGUGGCAUGGGCCACUUUGAAUUACAAGGCAACAUUUUCGAUGACUUAAAGUCACACGCCCAUGAGCUUGGCAUAGAUCCGGAUGAUCCAGGCCUCAUGCCCGUGGUGCACACGGUUCAUGGUCCUCACGAAGGCAGCGGGGACACGACAAGUGAUGAUGUGACGACCGAGCUCACCAGUUUUGACGGGGUAAAUGCCGGGUUAACUCUGCGUCAGCCAAGAAGUCUCUCACUCCCGAACACUCAACCUAUCCUUAUAUUACUGAAAGAGUUGUCCACUCGGAUCAGGAACUACUCACUAGUGACGACGGUUGUGCAGUGUUCAUCAUGCUACCCCACCGACGGCUUCAAACUACGGAUCAACUCAGCAGUGCCGCCGUACCCCAAAUUCUGGCAGAAUUAUACCGCAUCGGAUCUUUAUAAAGUCUCCAAUAGUCUGUAUACCGUUACUCCCUUAUAUACUGUCUCCGAUCCCUGGGUUUGGUAUAGAUGUGGGUUAGACGCAGAGGUGGCAGAAGAAUACCGAAGAAUCAGAGAACAGUUCGGCAUCAUACAAGGCCACCUGCCUCGUCAUCAGGAGGAUCCGAAGGAACCAGCAUUCAAAUUCUUGAAGGAUCUGUUUGGUGUUGAGCAUUUGGAAUGUGUCACAUCUACCUGCACGUGGGUUGAGAAACCACCAGGGAACACGCCCGGUGCACCGAAGACCUGCGUCGAGCAACUAGUGAUAAUGCUACUUCGAGCGAUGAAAGGGGUCACGCAUGCGUUCCAGAUGCGCCAGUCAUCAAGGAUGGUGGAGAUGAUGCAUGUGACAUGUCCAAUCAUGACAACGCUUGGUGUCGAGUUCCUUGCAGAUAUCAGUACUGCAUUCCUCGGAGCAAAGGACGUGCUUGACGACAUCAAAUCUACGGAUGGGAAAAAAAGAAACAGUUGUGAAGCUAACGAUUCCAGCGUCCAAUCACUGGUGGACGAGGUGGUGGCUUUGCAAACGCAAUAUCAUAAAUCAAUGGAUGACGUUGAACGACUGGCUCUGGAACAAGAUAUCGUCGGCACGAUCUUACUCGUUUGUCAUUAUGGAAUAUCUCUGGAGAUCCAGCAAACAAUCAGGCAGGAAAGCCCCCCUCCUCACUUCGUCCUUUCAAUUGUACCUGAUGCAAAGCAGGCUAUAGAUGGCAUUUUGAGAUAUGAGACAACAGACAUGUCGGCGAAUUUGCCAGAAAGGAAAGAACGUGUCAAUUGUUUGCAUUUCGUUGGAGAAAUCUUCGAGGACGCAUUUUCUGACGUACCGCCUGAUAACCACUUUCAUCUACGAUGGCCCAUGGGCAACGCCAAAGCAAGGAUAUCGAUGCACAAGCUCUAUCUUGCCACUCGUGUUGGAUGGAAAGUCGGAGGGGCUGGUAGUAUCCAAUCUGAUUGGCAAGGCUCCUCUGGAUGA
Messenger RNA from Pisolithus orientalis, 3045 nucleotides. RefSeq lists its product as uncharacterized. NCBI's taxonomy places the organism in Eukaryota, Fungi, Basidiomycota, Agaricomycetes, Boletales, Pisolithaceae. The transcript is spliced from 15 exons. The record is from RefSeq and is a predicted model, not a curated record. Bases 1 to 3045 code for a protein of 1014 amino acids.